AUGGAAAAGAAAAACGAACAAUACUCGCGUUCAAAGUUCAUCGAAGAACAACUCGAAGUGCUGAAAGCUGAAGAAGCAGUACUGUUGGAAGUGCGAAUGACACUACAGAAUCAAAAAUGGCAAUUGCUAUCGGAACACGACAAGAUUAAGGAGAAAAUCAAGCAAAGAGAUACCGGAGAGCCAGAAGUAGAGAUGCCGUCAGAAGCUGAACGAUCGGUGGCGUCAGAAGAGCAUACAGAGGAUAUCGACGAGAUUCCCGAUACACCGGAAGAGGGACCAGCGCCAAAGAAGGCCAAGUCAAGCGAACCCGAAAGAUGA
Molecule: messenger RNA, 318 nt
Organism: Caenorhabditis briggsae
Lineage: Eukaryota; Metazoa; Nematoda; Chromadorea; Rhabditida; Rhabditidae
Exons: 2
Coding region: 1-318 (105 amino acids)
Source: RefSeq, a predicted model, not a curated record